GAUAAUAAUUCCAGCAUCGCAGGCUGUUCACCCAGCCUGUGAAUUUGUUAUUAAUAUCCUGAAAGGGAGAGGAUGAUAUUACUCCCCAUAAUAGACAGAUAUGACUCCCCAUAAUAGAGCACGAGGUGUACACCCACCCUGUGAUAUUCUUCCCAAUAUUCAAAGGCCGAGAGGUUGAUAUUACUCCAAAUAUCACCGCUCCGAUAGAUUGCAAAUGACCUGCUUUCUUUCUGAUCCCGGGCUGCUGAGUUCGGACCCCUGUUGGAUAGUAAAUCCCAAGUAAGGUACCUGCCUUCGGCAGCUCUGAGAUUUCUUCUUGGACACCUAAUACCCACAGUCCUCCAGGGGCAAGAGGAUGCUAUUACUGCAAAGAGUACAGAGGAUGUACACCCGUCUAUAAUAUAGUUGGUGAUUUCCAGAGGCUGAGAAGAUAUUACUGACAAUCCCGUCAACAUGCUGUGUGACCACCGUGGAUUGUAAUAUCCAGGAAAACGUUACUGCUAAUGUCACAGGACGUGUAGACCCUGCCAUCAAAUUCGUAAUAUCCUAGCGGGACUUCACUAGUCAUUUCACAAUGCGUGUGCACCCUUUGAUAUUAUUCGUAUUGUCCUGAAGAGAUGUUACUACUGAUGUCCCAAUGCAGAAAGCAGUUCCCUCCUUUGUGCAGUGCAGCUAGAAGAAAACAACAUUGUCUUGGGACACGCAUCAUUACUAAGAAUUUUUCCGUAAAUUUAUCUGUGUGCCUUCUACAGUUACCUGUGUGUCCCCUGUGGUACCUAUGGAAACCAGUUGUUGGGAAAUCCUUGUUAAGGUAUCUGAUGAAUCUCCAUAUCUCUUACACUGCACACAAUAAAUACCCAUUGAAUGAAUGAAUACAUAUAUGGAUGGAUGGACAGACGGAUGAUGCAUGGUAGAUGGAUGAAUACUGGAUCCCAUGCCCAUUGAGGGUUUGGGUCAGGGGACUGAUGUGAGCAGACACACAGAAGCACGGGCAGCCCCCGGCCUCCAGCAGAUUCUUCCAACCCAGCUGGAAAGACAUGAUAUGGACUUGGGAAUUCUCUAACUCUGAAAGGCCCCCUCUGCUGAGGUGUCCCAUGUUCACAGACAGUGUGCAUGACCAGAGAAAAUGGGCCUUGUAAUAGUACCUCUUAGGGCUGCUGUGAAGGAAGGAUAACAUGGAAGCAACAUGCCUAUCAUAGUGCUUUGUGUAUGCCCCUGUCAACCAUCACUCUACUUUGUGUGUGUGAGUUUGACCACCUGAAUCUUUUUGGCACCAUCUCAAGUAUAAUUCAAAUCACGAGGCAUUUGUGCAUAUCGACAAUACACCCAUCGUGGGAAAACUGGUUAUCGUGAAGCACAAAGGAGAUCAUGCCUACAAUGUCCCUUUGGGAGCCACGGGACACAAUGUGUGUGUUAGGGCGGGGUGGUCCAGCUGGACGACUGCCUGAAACAGCUGCAACACCAUGGGAACAGCAAUGUGGCUGGUGGCCCCUUCCGAGUGCCCCGUGCUGGGUGUCACACAAUGCCCCGUGACGUCCACAUUCCCUGCUGAGCCCGUCAAGAUCUGUACAGGAAACGACACCUCCUCCUUAGUGUGGUGGACCUCAGUUUUGAGGCCGAGAGUCCUCUGGCGCCCCCCACAGAGCUCCUGGAGAGACUGCCCAGCUAUGACUGGCUUCUUCAAGGGGGCAGAGGACAGAUAUUCUUCCCACCUUUGGAGGCCCCAGGGAGGCCCCAGGAGCAAAGGUCCUGGCCCUCGUUCCUGGAACACAGGAAGAACCCUGCUUCCUCCGGGGAGUCAUCUCUGGCCUCUCCAGCCCACAGUGUCUCUUGUGCUGCCAUCCAUGGAUCUGAAGACAGACGGGCCCCUCUGUGUGCCAGGGCUGGAGGAUGCUGGAGAUACAAGUGUGCAGAAUUGUGGAUUAAUGGCUCUCAGGGCUGCCAUGGAGAAAUGCAUGAAGAUGCAAGGGGAGGAAGGAGGAUUCUUUCCUCUUGGAGGUGUUGGGGCCAGAAAGACUUCAGAAAACCUGCCCCGUUCUCACGCUGGGCACCCGUUCACAUGGUCCCCUUUGCAGGAGAUGCCCUCCCCAGUUGGACUGCUGAGGGCUUUACCACUACCGUGGCCUCAGUUUCUCGCCUGCACGUUGAGGAGGCUGGCUGGCCCGCGUGAGUCCACAGGCCCUUCCCAGAAGCCCCCGCCUCUCUGUUCGGUCCCCUGCAGAGUCCCUGCGAUGACGGAGGAGGUGGCCCGGGAAGCCCUCCUCAGCUUUGUGGACUCUAAGUGCUGCUACAGCAGCACGGUGGCUGGAGACCUCGUCAUCCAGGAGCUGAAGCGGCAGACCCUCUGCAGGUACCGUCUGGAGACCUUUAGUGAAUCCAGGAUAAGCGAGUGGACAUUUCAACCCUUUACUAACCACUCUGUGGAUGGGCCGCAAAGAGGCGCCUCCCCCAGGCUCUGGGACAUCAAGGUUCAAGGUCCUCCGAUGUUUCAGGAAGACACCAGGAAGUUCCAGGUCCCUCACUCGUCACUGGUCAAGGAAUGCCACAAAUGCCAUGGGCGUGGGCGGUACAAGUGCAGCGGCUGCCACGGGGCGGGCACGGUGCGGUGCCCAUCCUGCUGCGGAGCCAAGCGCAAAGCCAAGCAGUCCCGGAGAUGUCAGCUGUGCGCGGGGUCCGGCAGGCGAAGAUGCAGCACUUGCUCAGGGAGAGGGAACAAGACCUGCGCCACCUGCAAGGGGGAGAAGAAGCUGUUGCACUUCAUCCAGCUUGUCAUCAUGUGGAAGAACAGCUUGUUUGAGUUUGUGUCUGAGCACCGGCUCAACUGCCCCAGGGAGCUCCUUGCUAAAGCCAAAGGAGAAAACCUCUUUAAGGAUGAAAACUCGGUGGUGUACCCCAUCGUGGACUUCCCUCUGCGAGACAUCUCUCUUGCCUCCCAGAGGGGCAUUGCAGAGCACAGCGCUGCCUUGGCCUCCCGUGCCCGCGUCCUGCAGCAGCGCCAGACCAUUGAGCUGAUCCCCCUCACAGAAGUUCACUAUUGGUACCAAGGAAAGACUUAUGUCUACUACAUCUAUGGCACUGACCACCAGGUGUAUGCGGUGGACUAUCCUGAGCGGUAUUGCUGUGGCUGUACCAUCGUGUGACAUAGCAUGGCUGUCCCCAGAGCCUGCCAUUCACGUUUGCCAAGGAAGAUGGCCGACACUCUCUGAGUGUGUUCACUGUUGGCUGCAUUGGACAAUCACAUACAAACCCUGGCAUGUCCUUCCAGAAAAACCAGCUUAUCAUCUAUCAAGCUCCAACCCCUUAUACAGCUCCUCUGGUGGAAUCCAUGACUCAUAUGUUUAACCUACAAUAAUUCAGCUAUACACAUUCCUGUAGAACAAAUGAGAGAAAUAAUUUAAAUGGCAAGGACUUUGCCUCUGGUCUCCAAGUUAAUGCCCCGAUGAUGCGUGUGAUUUGAUUUUGCUUUUUCCCUUUGUCGGUCUUGGUUCUGGUGUGCUUCUUCUAGUGGGAGCCUCUUGACGAUCUGAGUAUUACUGAAAUGUUCAAGGAUACACACAAAUAUCUGGCCCUAAUGCACAAUAAAUACUGCACUUAGGCAUAAAGUGCAAUAUGUUACUGCCCA
Molecule: messenger RNA, 3622 nt
Organism: Homo sapiens (human)
Lineage: Eukaryota; Metazoa; Chordata; Mammalia; Primates; Hominidae
Gene: SSUH2
Product: ssu-2 homolog
Exons: 21
Coding region: 1464-3140 (558 amino acids)
Cellular component (GO): cytoplasm; nucleus
Molecular function (GO): heat shock protein binding
Source: RefSeq, a predicted model, not a curated record